This is a messenger RNA of Stereum hirsutum FP-91666 SS1, 1082 nucleotides long. RefSeq lists its product as uncharacterized. The record is from RefSeq and is a predicted model, not a curated record. The coding region runs from base 626 to 1051 and encodes 141 amino acids. Lineage: Eukaryota; Fungi; Basidiomycota; Agaricomycetes; Russulales; Stereaceae. The transcript has 6 exons.
AGCAAGCAAAGUCAAACAUAGUAGCGCUCGACGUGUUGGCCAAGGACGUCUGUACUUCUCAGAAAGAUGUGUUGGAAGUUUUGAAGAAGAAUGAUGUGAAGACCUUGUCGGAAUGCUUUGCAGCAGAUCUCGAGAUGUUAUACUCGGCAUUGAGAGAAAUCCAGGAUUUCUGCGAGGAUUUCAAAGCGAAUGCGCGCGGGCCGCUCUGGAAUCUCAUACCAGGCUAUACUCAGAACGUCACGGACAAAGUUCAAGGGCAUCGAGAUCAUCUUAAUAAAGCCAGGGAACGCUUCCAGUUCAAUCGGUCACUCGAGCAAUCGCUAGUGGCUUAUGCGCAGAAAGAGUCGAUUCAUCGUAUGGAGAAACGCCUCGACAAAGUCGUCGAAUUACUUACGCAUUCGAAGGCUGAUACUCGUCCACGUCGAAACUCUGACUGUGGGACCGUGUCUACGGUCGUUGGGAAAGAUACGAGUCGAAGGAGUUCUCGUCACGCGCAAGAUGUCGGAAAAUCAGAGGCACGUCAUGAUCUUUCCUUUUGUUGCUCUGAGGAUACAAUACCAAGUCCAAUCUCGCGCAGUCGCCCGAGGCCUCGACAUUAAAGGUAACCGCUUCGCGAAAGCCCGCAAUGCACCGAACAAGGAAAAAGCCAGAGUCACUUAAAGCUUCGACUUCAUCAAAACCCACAGCCGGUCGGACCAAGAACAAACCAGAGCUGCAUGAGACGUCGACGUUGAGGACAACUGCUUCAAUAACGCCCAAUAUUGCCAGAACAAGAGACAAGCUAGAGUUGAGGGCAGCCCCUUUGACAAAGCCCAUCACCGCUAGAACAAGGAACAAACCAAAGAUUGGGCCGAACGACACAAGUGUUUCGAAGAAAGAUGAAGAUCAUUCAUACCAGGAAACCGACUUUCAGGGCGGUCAAAAUAAAGGCAAGAGCUCCUCCAAGAUCCAACAGCAAGCUGAGGAAGUCGUUUUGGCCACCCGAACGAGCGGCGAUGGCCAUAAUCUAAGAUGCCGUAGGUCCCCGUACCACAAAUAUCUGUCUUCGUGAUGAUUCAAAUAUAAAGCAUACCUCUUCCAUU